Molecule: messenger RNA, 2175 nt
Organism: Tetranychus urticae (two-spotted spider mite)
Lineage: Eukaryota; Metazoa; Arthropoda; Arachnida; Trombidiformes; Tetranychidae
Source: RefSeq, a predicted model, not a curated record
AUUAUGUACAUUACACUAUGUAUGAGUACAUAAAAGGUUCAACUAUUACUCGAACAUUCAGUGAAAUCCAUGCAUCAGAAGCACACAAAUUAUUACGAAUAAAAUCAACUCUUCUUGUUGUAACAACUGAAGCUAUUUAUGAUUAUAAAAUUCAAGUUUCUUACCUCUUCGAAGAGGGUGGAUCCUGUAGCAUGUUUCCUACUGGUAAAAAUUCACCUGGAAUCAAUUCUAAUGGUUACUUCUAUUUGGACAAUUUUUUGCUCGUUGAUGACAUCUCUUUUCAUUUUCGUUAUCUUGGAAGACUCAAUUUAGAACAUCGAUCUGGAUUUCCCGUAUACGCGUGGGAAUCAAUCAGAUUUGAUGUUAAUAUCAAUGGGGAAAAGGUCGACAAAGCUGUCAUUACUCAAUAUUUUACUGAAUCGCAUGGCAGUGAAAUAUUUCCUGGCUACACGCUUGUCAGUACCAAAAUUGCCAUCUAUAAAUUGCAGACAUCAAAAAAAACAAGUACCGGUACUUUGAUCGGGGAAAUUACAAGAGAUUACAUCAACUUUGAAAAGGUUGGAUUAGAAGAGGAACUACAUGAUGAAUUUACAUUAAAAGACUGUAAAGACUUGUCUAGUGAUAAAACAUUAACACUUGCCUUCCAAUUUGAAUGCAAAGGUGACUCUUGUACCGAACUCAUGGAAAGUCGUGUUUACUACUUGAAACAAAGCUUCAUGCAUUACAUUAUUUUCACCAAAUUUAUCAGUAUACUUCGAAUCGAUAACGUUCAAUAUAAUAUCAAUGGCGUACAUCUUGAAAUAGAAGUGACAUUCCUGGAUAAACCCAAUUUCCAAUCUGUUUUGGAUUCUAAAAAUAUAUCUGUUAGUGCAGAUACAUUUAAAAAGAUGCAAAAGAUCAAAGCUGACACGGAAAAUGAAUGUCUGGACAAAUUAUCAAAAUACCAAGAAAAAAUCAGUGUAGUAAUUUAUAGGCCAUCAGAUUCUUCUUGCGGAUAUUUGAAAGAUUUUGAUGAUCUUAAGGAAGAUACAAAAGCCGGAGAACCAUGCAGCAUCUAUCACUUUCCUUUAAAUAAUUUGCAACGCAUUGACCAAGAAACACCGCUUGAUCAACUCCACAAUAAGUUUAUGAAAGAUUUAGGAUGGGGUCUCGAUUAUUCUUCUUCUCAAUCUAUUAAAAUGGUUGAUAUUAUCGAUAGGACGGAAAAUAAAAUUACUUUAGUUGAUGACUUUCAAUCCAAAAUAAGAUCUGCUGCAAAAUUAAAUGGCAAAGAUCAAGUUACUGUGACUGUACCAGAUGUAAAAACUUUGGCUGAUUGUUAUCGAACCUGUCAUAAUUCAGAGCAACUCAUAUGCAAUACUUUCUCAUUCUGUUCAAAUGGUGACUGUAGAGUCAGCAGCUUAUUAACUGAAGACUCGUUUAAUGAAUCGCACGUUGAACAAGACAAAUCAUGUUCUAUUUACGCCUUGAAUGUUAUCAAUGAUUACUUAGAAGUACCUCACAGGAAAUUUAAAACUCAAACUUCAAUCGCAGUCGACAAAAGUAUUUAUUCAUGUGCAGAAUCUUGUCAUGCUUCACCUGAUUGUUUCUCCUUCCAAUGGUGUGAUUAUCAAUGUAGUUUUGGUAGUUUUUAUACAGAUGCAGCUACUGAAUAUGAUGGUGAAUGCAGUGUAUUUUUUCCCAAAGUAUCUGAAAAGUACCAAAAGACUGGCAACAAAAUCGUAUCAGAUGUGCUUUACACUGAAAUGAAUUUAAAUUUCGAACAAUGUGCAUCAUUAUGUCAUGGAUGGUCCGAUGGUGACACUGGAUGUAAAUCAUUUAAUUAUUGUCCUAAAAGUAAAACAGAAAGUUCAUGUUCGUUAACUCAAUUUUCAGUUAAAAGUUCAAAUACUAAUACGACUGAAGGAGGAGUUUGUUCAAAUUACGAGUUGAAAGUGGAAUCAAAUGGAAAGAAGAUCAAAGAAUCCAGUUCGACUGAGGCAACGAAAGGAACAAGUGGAUCAGGUGCCUUUGGAAUAAUCAUGCUCUUCUUGUUUGUCGGUGCUUUAUUGGGAUUCGCUGCACCAUUUGGUUACACAAAAGUUAAACAAAUGCUCGAUGGCUUUCAUAAUAUUGUGUUUGUGAUAAAUCACUGUAAAUUAAAGAUCAUUUAUGUAUAAUAAAUAAAAGCAAAGU